AUGAUAGUUUGUGCUCCUCUCACUACGACUCCCGAUCCAAUUUUAUCAGGGCCGCAUGAUUUCCAGGUAGAUUCUACGGAAUAUCUUCGCCAAACCCAUAGUAAUGGAUCAGAAUCUGCGCUUAAUCUAGAUAUAGACGUUUCUACAUCAAUAGUUAGCUCAUUUACACUGCCAGCUUCUACUCAGUGCUCUCACGAUGAACCUAGUCAGUCGUCCCAUCCGGCUGUUACAAAUAACAUUACACAUGAUGCUAGCAGAAGUGCCAAUACUACUUCUGCUGUAGAUACUAUUCCCCGUGAAGCUGUCGAGGCGCCUACGCUUCAGCACACUGACUGGACACGGCCCCUUCUUCGUAGUCUGCUUUGCCGCGCGGAGUUUGACAUUAUGCCCAAGCUGAUCUUCGCUGAGAGUCCUACUGUCGCCUGUAUGCUGCGUACGGACGUAACUCGAUAUAUGGACUUCCGUUUUAUCACCCGCCUCUUAGCCUUGAGGGCCAGUGAACCCCCAAAUGAAAAAGAGGCUACAGAACAGGCCUCCAACAUUAAUGCUUCAUUCAAAUGCUCAACGGAUCCUUUAGUUGCUCAUUGCCUAUCUACGGGCAGCAGUCAGUCUCCGCAUCGCGAAUUGAUAAAAAUACCACUGUGUCGUUCGGACGUUUUCAAAACUCGUCUUCUCAGUCUUCGUCAAAAGCGUCAACUAGGUGCCUUUUUUGAGUGGUGCCAAGGCCUUGAGGCGGCUGCAAUUGCCAAUUUGACAUCACAGGAACCGGUACCUAGUCUUGGAGACGACAAUGAUGCGGAAUCAAUGAUUUCCUGCCGUUGGAUAGAUCGAAUUGAAGAUCCCGAGUUUCAGGGUAGGUCUUAA
Molecule: messenger RNA, 864 nt
Organism: Protopolystoma xenopodis
Lineage: Eukaryota; Metazoa; Platyhelminthes; Monogenea; Polystomatidea; Polystomatidae
Source: the annotation of a GenBank genome assembly